This is a messenger RNA of Psylliodes chrysocephalus, 378 nucleotides long. Lineage: Eukaryota; Metazoa; Arthropoda; Insecta; Coleoptera; Chrysomelidae. The record is from the annotation of a GenBank genome assembly.
AUGCAAAGAGGAACUGAAACCUGUUUUCCAGAAAAGAAAAAAAUUAGAAAAACAGAUAGCUUGUCAAUCGUUUGGUACACAGAAGAACUUAAGCAGAUGAGCCAAACAUUAAAUUUUCUGUAUGACUUAUUUAAGCUGCGAAACACUCCUAACAUCAUAAACACUUUCAAACAGGAACGUAAAAAAUUUCGCCAGGAACUGGCUGCAGCAAAGAAAAGAGCAAAUAACACUUUCAUUACAAAUGUCUCAAAUCCUCAAAACGCAAUAUGGAGCCUUGUUAAUAACUCAAAAUCAAAACAGAAAAAACUGGACACUAAUCUAACUCUGGAUGAUUUUAACAACUUUUUUUGGAAAUGUUGCUCAAAAUGUAAAGAAUAG